UAUCAGCUGUGCACGGGCAUUGGCUACACUGCAGCACACUUCAUCAAUAAGAGCCAGCGAGGCUGUGAGCUCUGCCACACUGCCUUCAUCCAGCACAGGAGGAAGAGCAAAGGCAGAGCCUGCCAGAGAAGCUGAGAUCUGCCGAGGGUAAGGCUGCAUCUCGCAGUCCCAGCCUUGAGGUGCUUUUUGCUGCUUUUGCUCUCUCAUUCCGAUCAUCCCAGAUAAUACCCUAACAAGCAACAAGAAUGGAUGUCUUUAAGAAAGGUUUCUCCAUUGCUAAAGAAGGUGUGGUGGCUGCUGCAGAAAAGACCAAGCAGGGAGUGACAGAGGCUGCAGAGAAGACCAAAGAAGGGGUAAUGUAUGUAGGCACCAAGACCAAGGAGGGUGUAGUGCAAAGUGUGACCUCAGUUGCUGAGAAGACCAAAGAGCAGGCCAACGUGGUGGGAGAAGCUGUAGUAGCCAGUGUGAACACAGUGGCAAACAAGACUGUAGAAGGAGCAGAGACCAUCGUGGCCACUACAGGAGUUGUAAAAAAGGAGGACCUGGCCCCGCCGCAGCCGCCCGAGCAGCCCAGGCUGGAGGGAGAGGGGGCCCCAGCAGGAGAGGGUGAAACUGGAGGUGAUGCAUCAAGUUAGGGAAUUCUUGCUCAAAAGAGACCAUUCCAAGAACAUACAUUGAAGUAUUAGCCGACACCACAACAGGAAAAUCCCACUGUCCAUAGACUAACUGCAUUCAGCUCUGUAGUCUUGCACUUGCCUCAUAAACCAGUCAUACAAUAUAUGUAAGCCAGACUCCUCCAUUGUAAGUAACGUGCAGGUGUGUACUGGGCUGUGUGUCUUUCCCAGCCUCCCUCCUGGCCUCCCAGUUGCUUUGUAUAUUUUGGUUGGACUCACAAAUCUGUGUCUUGCAUCCAUAUGCACUGGCACUUGGGAUCUCUAGGCAUUAUGGAAUUUUUUUUUAACUAAUAAAAAGUGUUUGAACAAG
Messenger RNA from Zonotrichia albicollis (white-throated sparrow), 984 nucleotides. RefSeq names its product synuclein gamma (gene SNCG). Gene Ontology annotation, biological process: synaptic vesicle endocytosis; synapse organization; chemical synaptic transmission. Gene Ontology annotation, cellular component: axon terminus; cytoplasm; neuronal cell body. The record is from RefSeq and is a predicted model, not a curated record. Gene Ontology annotation, molecular function: cuprous ion binding. NCBI's taxonomy places the organism in Eukaryota, Metazoa, Chordata, Aves, Passeriformes, Passerellidae.